Messenger RNA from Acipenser ruthenus (sterlet), 1872 nucleotides. Its product is annotated as zonadhesin-like. The coding region runs from base 431 to 1591 and encodes 386 amino acids. The record is from RefSeq and is a predicted model, not a curated record. The transcript has 3 exons. NCBI's taxonomy places the organism in Eukaryota, Metazoa, Chordata, Actinopteri, Acipenseriformes, Acipenseridae.
AAAAGCAAAGUUUGUGGGGAAUAAUAGCCAUUUUCUAUACUUUUGAGGCAUAAGCAAUUAGGGCUCAUGUCUCUGUGUGUGAUUACGUCACAGAUAUAUAUACAGUAUAUAAUUUUUUGUUACUAUUAUUUCCUUAUAUAUUUUUUUUUUGUUUAUUUGCAUUUUAUUAACAUUGUUUAUUUAUUUAUUUAUUUAUUUAGUCUUUGUUAUUGUCAUAGUUUAUUAGACAGCUUUUGCCCUUGCAUUAAGAACUGUAGUGAUUCAAAAAGGGUUCUUUUUGUUAAAAUUCUGACGCAACCUUUUGAAUAUCAACGUCAGUCUCGGUUUCAGCUGAAGCAGAGACCUGUAUUUAUUGUUUUAGUUCGUCCAGUAAAUCGCCUCUCCUCCUCUUUGUGUCGACCAUCUCUGGACUGAGACGGCUCCCCCGAGAAUGAAGAAAUUCAUAAACAUAUUCGCCGCCUCCUUUAUAUUUUGCUUGUGUGUUUUCGUCUCCGACAACAACGAGAUUGACGCUUCUAACGGGAAGGUGCAUUUCGGUGAAUGGAGUCGCUGGGUGUGUAUGUGUGAUCUCGGGAAGAAGACCCGGGAAAGGAGCGCUACUCAUAUUAAUGGCGGGAUUCAAAUCGACCGCAAGAAAUUACUGCAAAAAAUGCCUUGCGACCGGACUAGCUGCUCAGUCUGCGACCCGGAACAGUGUCCGUCCGCCGAACCCGCAGACAUCAGCAAACUCCUGGUUUUAAAAACGUUUGAAAGUGAAGUCAAGACUCUCAAGGAUACCGGGACACAGACAACGACACAACCGGCGGGGAAAAGGACAGCAGACAUAGGGACUGAAAGAAAGGAAGCAGAGCUGGACCUAGCGAUGCCAGUAGAGAUGGAAGAGAAGAAAGUAGAGAUGGAGGAGAAGAAAGCAGAGAUGGAGGAGAAGAAAGUGGAGAUGGAGGAGAAGAAAGUGGAGAUGGAGGAGAAGAAAGUGGAGAUGGAGGAGAAGGAGGUCGAGAUGGAAAAGAAUAGAGUCGAGAGGGAAAAGAAAAAAGUCGAGAGGGAAAAGAGGAAAGUCGAGAUGGAAAAGAGGAAAGUCGAGAUGGAAAAGAGGAGAGUCGAGAUGGAAAAACAGUUUGUUGAGAAGCAAAUAGAGGUUAUACGAAUUGAAAGAAAACUGUUAGAGUUGGAGAAAGGAGGAAAAACGACAAAGACUCCAAACAAAACGACAAAGACUCCAAACAAAACGACAAAGACUCCAAACAAAACGACAAAGACUCCAAACAAAACGACAAAGCCAACAGAGGGAACGACAAAGACUCCAAACAAAAUGACAAAGACUACAAAGAAAACGACAAAGACUCCAAACAAAACGACAAAGCCAACAAAGGGAACGACAAAGACUCCAAACAAAACGACAAAGCCAACAGAGGUACCGACAAAGACUCCAAACAAAACGACAAAGCCAACAAAGGGAACGACAAAGACUCCAAUCAAAACGACAAAGCCAACAGAGGUACCGACAAAGACUCCAAACAAAACGACAAAGCCAACAGAGGGAACGACAGUGACUAUGAAAACAACAUCAGCAGCUAUGAAAACAAUGUAAAUGAUCCACUCGAGAAACAAACACAGAAACUGUGGGGAAAAUGACACGAGGUCUGGAAAAAAAAUGUAAAUGAUCCAAAACCUAGAUUUAAAAAAGUCGGGAGCUGCUUUUGGACAUUGAAUUUGUUAACGGAGGUGAAAAAAAGUGUGAUGGCGAUAAUACACAAAGACACAUCUGCGUGUUAAACGAUCUGAAUUUGAUACCAUUCCAAUGAUAUUUAUUCAAGUAUAUCAAUUCCAUGUUAUUUUUGUAUUGAUGAUAGAUUCAAAAAUAAAAGUUGU